This is a messenger RNA of Mytilus trossulus (common blue mussel), 4423 nucleotides long. RefSeq names its product cell adhesion molecule-related/down-regulated by oncogenes-like. NCBI's taxonomy places the organism in Eukaryota, Metazoa, Mollusca, Bivalvia, Mytilida, Mytilidae. Gene Ontology annotation, molecular function: protein binding. The transcript is spliced from 14 exons. The record is from RefSeq and is a predicted model, not a curated record. Gene Ontology annotation, biological process: cell-cell adhesion. Bases 393 to 3407 code for a protein of 1004 amino acids.
UAAUGGUUUAGGGAAUAGAACACGUGGUCCUUCUUACAGGCAAUGAAUGGGUUGUAUUCUUUAUGUAGCAAACCAAGCGUGAAAACUUUGUGUGUUGGUUGUGUGUAAAUGUUUUCAUAAAAUACAGACGAUGGACAAGGAUUAAAACCUAUGUAGAGAAUAAAUUGUGUACAUUUCUGUUGCAAAAAUGCAUUUUCUUAUAAUAGGAGGUUAAAACAUUUUAUUACACUAUGUAGGGAAUUAUACUUGAGAUUUAAUUUGUUUAUCGGAUAUUAAAUGGUGGACAAUUUUACCUGUUUUUUUCACCUGAUCAUGAAAGGAUUGUUGCGUGGAUUAUAAACGGGUGAUUCAAUGAGUGGAUUCUAUUUGUCUAUGUGUCUUUAUGACAGAGUAUGAAGAGGCCUGGCAUCAACAGGAUGCUAGUAGAGGGUCUGUUACUAUGGAUCCUGGUCGUCAUGGUGAAAGCAACAACUUCUGAAGAUUCUUUGCCUAUCUUCUUAGAAGAACCAGAAUCAGCUGUAAUAUCCCAUCAUGCAUCAGUGACGUUACCGUGCAAGGUGCUGCCUUCUAGUGCUGUUGUACGGUGGAAAUUCAAUGGAGACUUUGUGAAAGAGGGGGGAUCAAGGGGGUUUAGCAUUGAAGGAACAAAUCUUCAUAUAGCAAAUUUUAAACAUAAGCGGAAGCAGGAUAGUAACGAAGGGAUAUAUCAAUGUAUAGCACAGACAUCUGUUGGACAAGUGGCUAGCCGGCCAGCCAGACUUUCUAAAACAGUAUUAAAAAGAUUCCAAAGUCGAGAAGAUUUACGAUUGAAUGGAACUAUAGGCUAUAGUAUAGUAUUGCCAUGCCAACCUCCUAUCAGCAGUCCGGAAGCAAAUAUUUUAUUUGAACUGAAUGGAACAAUUAUAUCAACUUCAUCUGAUCAUUACCGAAUUUUAUCAUCUGGCUAUUUACUCAUCAGAAACCUUACAUUAAAGGACCAAGGGACAUACCGGUGCAUUGCUGUGAACCCAGUAUCCAAUCAAAAUAGAACAUCAAGCCACAUUAUCUCUCUCAGUGUUAGAAAUUAUACCCAAGGUUCAACUACUGGCAAUGUAAAUGUUUACAGACCAACAGAAGUUGAAGCCCACGAAGGAGAGGACGUUACAAUAGAAUGUGUUGCUAUAGGUCUACCUCAACCUGUUGUAUCAUGGGACAAAUAUGGCGGCAGUUUACCAAAGGAACGAACAGAAACUAUUCAGGGAAAUUUAAUAAUUAGAAAUGUGACUCAGGAAGAUACAGGUACAUACCUGUGUAAAGUGAACAGUGGCAAUGAAGAACAGACUGUAAAGGAUGUUUAUCUCAAACUAAUUGAACCUCCAACAGUUACUGCAGAAACUACCUCAGUUACCUUGACUCCAUCAAAUUCUGUCAAGUUACGUUGUCAGGUGAGAGGUUCUCCUAAACCAGAGGUGAUAUGGUAUCAUAAUGCUGUCCCAAUCUCUAACAUUCUCAAUGUGGACGAGAAUCAGGGAACAACGUACAGCCUUAAUAAUGUGAUCCACGAUGAUGCUGGACUUUACCAGUGUAUGUCCAGUAAUGACAUUGGUGUUGAUUAUGCCGUUAUUAGAGUGGACAUCACAGGUGAUCGAAUGGCUCCUACAACAUCUAUCAAAAACAAUAACAAUCCCAGACAGAGGCCAAAUGUCAAAAGGAAAAAUGGUAAACGUAGAAGGAAAAAUAGGAGAAACAGAAAACAGAGAAAGAAUAAGAAAACAAAAGGUCCUCAACCUGUUAAUGAUGGGCCUGAUACCAAUGUAAAACUGGUACCCCCAUCAGCACCUGAUGUGUACCAGUUAUCAGACACGUCAGUCAAGUUGAAUUGGACUGUACCAGCCAAUGAUGGACUGAAUAUUAUAUUUUUCCGUGUUCAGUAUCGUGUGAUCAAACCAAAGAAGAGUCCAUGGCAGACAGAUGAUAACGAGAUUCAGGGAGAUCGUAGGCAGUAUGAAGUCAAGAACUUGGUUGCUGAGGGAACUUUUAAGUUUCGUAUUGCAGCUGUGUAUUCCAAUAAUGACAAUAAAGCUGGCCCUAACUCGGACAAGUUCACAUUACAUCUUCCAACAUACCAGCAGCCACAGGUUCCUAAGAAUCCGCCAACGAUAGUAGAAGUUAAACCAAUUACAUACAUGGACAACUAUGCUCUCAAUAUCAAGUGGAAUUACAUCCCAGUGAAGUCAUCACCUAUAGAAGGAUUCUUCUUGUAUUAUAAACCAUUCAAUUCUAAGGGAGACUACAAGAAGGAGAUGUUGAUGCAACCAUCAAUACGAACUUAUCUGGUGGCUGAACUUAAAGCAGCGACAGAAUACUCACUUAAAAUGCAGUGCUUCAAUUCAGAGGGGAUGAGUGACUUUAGUAACACAGUAGUCAUGAAAACUCAAGGUGAAGGAAAGGAACCAAAAUUUCCAUUCAUCCCACCAUCCACAUCUAAACCACCAGCAGAACAGAGCAACGAGGGUUCACCAACUAAACCUGACAAUCAGGCUAACAGUGAACUAUUAUACAUGAUCCUGGGAAUCGUCUUUGGUGUUCUCAUGUUGUUGUUGAUUGUUUUUAUCUUCAUGUGUUGGUGGAAACAGAGACAACAAAGGAGAAUGAUGGAUGCUAUGAAUGAUGCAGUUCUGAGAAACAAAUUUCAAGAUCCAUCUCAAAGAAUUUAUGCUGACAGUCUGCGGAAGAAAUAUGUAAAUGGUGGAUAUUCAGCUGUUCCUACAGUGCCACCUGUUCAGAAUGGACAGGUUCAAAAUACUUAUACAAAGAUGAAUGUAAAUGUUAAUCCAUUGUCAGAAAUGGAUAUGCAUUCAAUGAGCAAUGGACACACUGGGAACCAACUUCACCAGCAGUCCACCACUUUUGAUCCAAAUGGCACCUUACCUAGUCAAUAUAGUGAUAAUAACAAUAAACAGAAUCUGGACAAUUCAUUGGAAGGCAGUCAGUGUCUCAAUACUCCAGAUUCUAUGGGUAGUGGGGAGGCACCCGCCAUCCCGCCCUCACCUAAUUCUUACAGUGUGCCAAUUGGUUACGAUCAAUUUACAACUUCAGACUCUCAGGAGCAAUAUUCUAAUAAGUCAUGUGAUCAGCUGGCUGAGUCACAUGACACAAACAAUUUAGAUUUUGUGAAGCAGUGUUCUAAUGACAGUUCUGUGGCCAGUGAAAAUAGUGUUCAUUCAGGAAAACAUAAGCGACGACGAAAAAGGAAAGCAGCAAGUAGUGAAAAUUCUACAAGAGAUCAAGCAACGAAUACUGAUUUAAGCAGUAAUGAAGGAACAAUUGAGUCUUCACAUGUAAAUAGAGAUACAAAUUCACCAGAAGCAUUUGAACAGUGUUAUACACGGACUAGCUCCAGUGAAGAUUGUGAUCAGGUCGUAUGACACGGAACUAACCUCAAAUAAAAGACUGAUAUACACAGCUUUUAUUCAACAAAACGAGAAUAAUGUACAGUCUACCUGGCAUUUCAUUUAAUACGAGAAUCUCUUCUAUGGUGCAUCAUGUUAUUAAUACUCAGGAUUAAAUACUUGUAUGGAGUGCAUCAUGCUAUAAUUCCAUUGGAUAACUUUACUGCCAAAGAUUGGACAUAUUUUUGCAGUUCUUUAUAUAGUAACUGUGACAAAUAACCAAAGUUAUUUAUAGUACCAUGGAAACUGUACAUCACAAGUAAACAAUAAUUUGAUUGGCUGUGAUAUAAAUUCCUAAACAGGAAGUUACUUGUGAUGUGACAUUGUUGAUUGAAAUCCAUGGAAAAUAUUUUCAUUUUUGUGAAGUAUGAAAAUAUUUUCUAAAAUGAAGUAUUGUUGACCCCUGCCAGGUCGUAUCGUUGUAUACUGGUACCCUGUUAAAGGGUAAACCAGUCCUAUAGGGUAAAUCUACAGAUUGUUAUUUGUGCUCAAAUGGGUACUUUAAUUCAAAUUUAUACAAGUUUUAAGUUAGCAGAACAAUCUUUCUUCACUUCAUAUAUCAUUCAGAUUCUACCUAAUUUGCAGGAGAUUUUAAUUCUAUAAAUAGAUAUUUCGCUGAGAGAAACCAUUUGUAAUCUCUGCAGCAUUUUCAACUAAUUAUGAAUAUUCGGGAACAACUUUUCCAUUUAGAUAAUAGCUCUCAAUAUUGUCAUGUUUGAUUAGAAAAAGACAUUCAUGUUUAUACAUCUUUUAUUUAAAAGUAGCAUAGCUUAAACAUAAACACUAAUGAGAAAUACUAUUCAAUAAAGGUUAUUUUUAACACAGAUCAGACUUAAAAGACAUUUGUUGGUCAAAAUCAUUAAAUAUUUUAUUUUUAACAUAGAUCAGACUUAGAAGACAUUUGUCGAAAUCGUUAAAUAUUUAAUUUUAAUUUAAGAAGUCUUCAUUCAUUAAACAUUCACUGUACAUUUACAUUGGGGAGGGGAAAGUAA